This is a messenger RNA of Halteromyces radiatus, 1253 nucleotides long. RefSeq lists its product as uncharacterized. The record is from RefSeq and is a predicted model, not a curated record. The transcript is spliced from 5 exons. Bases 15 to 1253 code for a protein of 412 amino acids. NCBI's taxonomy places the organism in Eukaryota, Fungi, Mucoromycota, Mucoromycetes, Mucorales, Cunninghamellaceae.
AUUUUCAUCAAGAGAUGAUCCCAUUUUCCAAGAAACAAAGUGGAUCCAUCUUUUCUAACCGUCAUCUUGCAUUGAUGUCGGGCUUUCUAUUAUGUUUAAUAGGAAUAGGAUUAAUCAUUUUAGAGGUUUUAUUUCUUCCACAAUGGGUUCAUAGUGGCGUAAUCAUGACUGAUUUUUAUAUCUAUAUUGUUGUUACCGGUUGUGUUAGUAUGUUUAGUAUGAUUGCUGUAGUCACCAUAUGGAAGAGAUCAUUAUCCGGCAUGUAUCAUAUAUUGUUGGUGCUUUGUGGAGUUUGCAUUGUACAAUUUGUAGCAGGUUUGGUUCAUAUUGGGUUGUUGUAUCAAAAAUAUCAAACACAACUUGUAGAAGCAUGUAUUCGUCGUCAACCUCCCGGUGCAUUUUGGUGGUCCUUUGGUUAUCAAAGUAUGGAUGAUAUUCAUCAAUCGAUUCUUCAUUGUGAACGUGAUUGGGGCCGUUUUUCUGCUGUUCGUGUCGCUUGUUGUUUUACCUUUGCUCUGAUUGCGACGCUAUGUCUUCUUCUAAUGAUCAAGUAUUAUCGUCGAUCAAAAAAGGAUGUACGAUCGGAUCUUGAUAAGAUGGUGGAUGCAUCAUGGGACAGUGAAACAUUGCGUGCUCAUGAAGAAGAAAAACAACCCAUCCGAAAGGAUGAAUUACCAACAAAUUUGAUGCAAUCAUCACAAAAGGAAAAAGAAGCCAAUAAAGCCAUUGCCUUUGAAAAGCAUAACCAACGACAAAAAUUAUAUGAAAAGAUCACCAAGCGGCAACGACAAAAAAGAAGAGAGAGAAGUCGUACAGGAUCCGCCGUGUCUUCCCCUCGACAUUCUGGCCGAUUUUCCCAUCUCUAUCAUAUCCAUCCUUUUGAUGCUCCAGUGGAAGGACACCUCUCAGCUCAUCAUGUGGCUUUUGACGAUAAACAUGAGGAUAUGACUCAACACAGUGAUGUUUUUGAAGCUGCUCGUUCACGACGUAGUAGUAGGCGUCAUCGCAAACUUUCUUUAUCUCAUCCAUCAGCAUGGGCAGGUCUUCCCGUAGAUGAUACGAAACAUAAUUUAGGUCUUUGGGAUAACAAACAACAUGAUCAACAACAAACAUCUUCAUCACAUGAAUGGGCGAGACAUCACCAACAACAACAUCAACAACAACAGCAUCAACAUGAUGAUAGUGACGACAAUGAUGACGAAACCAAGCCUUUGAAUCCAUUCGAACAUAGGCCUCGUACUGAUUCUCCUUGA